GCGUAUAUUAUUCCUCUAAUCUAUACCCCCUCACCCUCUCGCCGAGACAUUGGAAAUGCAUGAUAUUAUCGUACAAAUUUGGUGAGCUCCUGGUUGUAUACAUCUUGUGCACUUCGUGUUCAUUUUCAAGAGUCCAGGACGGAAACAGAGCUUGGACCAUUGAGCGUGGUUGCAACGUUCCUGUUACCCUUUGCUCAGGGCGUCGACGUGAUUCUAUGAGAUGCGUUACGCAUACUGACUACGUACGACCAAUUGCUACGAGGUUGCGACAGUGAAAGCACAAAUCAAGACGCCAUCUCGAG
Molecule: messenger RNA, 302 nt
Organism: Truncatella angustata
Lineage: Eukaryota; Fungi; Ascomycota; Sordariomycetes; Amphisphaeriales; Sporocadaceae
Exons: 1
Coding region: 60-275 (71 amino acids)
Source: RefSeq, a predicted model, not a curated record